Xenia sp. Carnegie-2017 is the source of this 1996-nucleotide messenger RNA. RefSeq names its product monocarboxylate transporter 12-like. The record is from RefSeq and is a predicted model, not a curated record. Gene Ontology annotation, molecular function: monocarboxylic acid transmembrane transporter activity. Gene Ontology annotation, biological process: transmembrane transport. Lineage: Eukaryota; Metazoa; Cnidaria; Anthozoa; Malacalcyonacea; Xeniidae.
UGUCAACAAGCUUCAACUAAUUGAACAAUGAUGAAGUCCAAUAACCAUUAGAAUGAAAGUCAUAUCUCUGAUUUUCUGUUGUAGUUUUCCGUACAUAAAAAAAACUCACUCAGGGAUAACAGUAUCAUUUGGAAGAUUUAAUAUCGUCAACAGAAUUCGAGCACUUGUGCUUUGCUUUGACCAUGAAUUGUAGCUCAUGUAUUAUUAUGAGGCCUGAAGUAGACAGCCAUUUAUCAUGGAUACAAGCAAUUUCGUCGUUUAUAUACCAUGCUGUUUUCUUCGGCGUUUCCUUUUCUUUUGGCGUUUUCUAUGUUGAACUCUUGGAUGAAUUUCCAGGCCAUGAAAGCGAGGCCGCUUGGAUCAACAGCAUAAAUUUUGCUUUUGUCAUGAUUCUUAGCCCACUAUCUGUGCGUAUUUUGGACUGUAUACCUGUACAAAUAGUUACUUUUGUUGGAUCACUCAUAGGAGGAACAGGCCUUUAUCUAUCAUCAAAUGCAACUGAUCUUUGGACAUUAUACAUCACGUACAGUGUUAUGUAUGGCAUUGCAAUACAUCUGUGUUAUUUUUCUGCUAUUUGGAUAGUUCGAAGAAAUUUUUUGAAGAAAAGGGAUGUUGCAUUUGGUAUGGCAAGUGCAGGAAGUGGAGCAGGUGGUGUGCUGGUUGGAUUGCUGCUUCCUAUAUUGAUACAGAUGUAUGGUUGGCGAGGAUCGAUGAAAGUUCUUAGCUACAUAACGUUUGCAAUGGUAAACUAUGCUGUUCAACGAGGCGUAAAUCGACAAUAUGGAGAUCGUCUUCCACUAUUUAUUUCAGCUGGUUCACUUAUUGGUCGCUUUAGUCUUGGGAGGCUUGUUGGAGUCUGUGGUUUCUCACGUAUUCAAUUGGGACAACUAAUAUUUCUCUUCCAGUCCGUGGUAACAACGCUUCUUACAAUAGCAAAUACUAUGCAAAGUUUAAUUGCAUUUUCCCUGCUGUUUGAUUUUGAUGGAGCCUUUACCUGUCUCAUAGCAAUUGUUAAUGACGAUGUCUUUGAAGAUACCAACAAAGCAAUGCAUGCAAUGGGACAUCUUUUGGAUGCUGGCUUUUCCUUAUGCAUUUGGGGCACCUUUUCAGCUUGGUUAUACAAACAAACUGGCAGUUACGAAAUUCCAUUUUUUGUUUGUGGUGGAAUUCAGUUUUUUGCUGCAGUACUUAUGUCAUUCGUGGCUUACCUCUUAGAGAAGAAGGAUAUAAGUACAACAAACAAUUUUACAGAUAAAGCGGUUGUUUUGUCAAAUGAUGGUGCUGAAAUUUCAACGUUGCAUAGUCCUAGUGGUCAAAUCGUAGAUGAAACAUUAUGUACUUCGUCAAAUUUCAGUAAAGAGAUUGGUCAAAUCUACUCCAAAGCAGGAUUUCAAAUAUCAGAUGUUGCUGAAAGCUGAAGCCUUGACGUUUUGAAAGAAGAAUUGUUUUCAUGGUAUUUGUUUUAAAUAUAUAAAACUAACAUGUUCUUACAUAUAUAUACAUACAUUGUCCAGGUUGGUGGAGUUUCGAAGAAGACUGACUGUUGGUGUUAAAAUUGAUUGAUUUUUCCACAACCUUAGAGUUAGUCAUCUUUAGAAUCAAGUAAACUUGAUGUUAGGACAGCCUUAGCAUAACUAGCAUGUUCAAACGUUGCGGGAACAUCAACACCAACAGUCAGUCGCUCUUAAGUCUUGACCAACGUUGGCGCUUUAUAUCUACAAAAAAUGUAUACAUUAAAUAUUUUAGUUUUUCAAGGAAUUGUUUGGUUUGUCAAAACAACGUUCAACAAGCGUAGCAAUUUUGAUCAAUUGAUCCUAUUUUGCAACAUUUCUGCGUUUGCUUUCUUUUAACUAAUUAAGAUUUGCUAUGAAAUAAUGGAAUGAAAUUUCAAAAUUUUGCAAUGUUUCAAAAUGUAAGAAUACCUUUUCUUCAUUGAUUGGGGUUAUUCCUUUUUUUCAUAAAAAUAAAUACUAAUAAAAUCACGAAAUACGCUUGA